Molecule: messenger RNA, 1446 nt
Organism: Striga asiatica
Lineage: Eukaryota; Viridiplantae; Streptophyta; Magnoliopsida; Lamiales; Orobanchaceae
Source: the annotation of a GenBank genome assembly
AUGGCAAAGGAAGAUUUUUCACGAGAACUAUUUCAAGACUCAAACAGCAGGUGCCACAGCUUCUCGAGCAGGGCUUCGCUAGGCAAGACGUUUAGAUUCUGGCAGUUCAUAAUCGAUAGGUGCCUCAACAAUGUGAGAUUUUCAAGCACCUUACCAAGCGAAGUGAGCUUGGGGAAACUACUAAUCGAGAAUUUUAUUAGAGAAGGAGGAAAGAGACAGUCGUCCUCCCCGAGUUGCUCGAGCUCCUCCAAUCCACUGCAGAUGUCCAACUCUUGGAGGGAAGCUAGCCUGUGUAGGCCCCACUGCGAGAGGGGCUUGAAUUUCUUAGGAUCCCCUAUCUCGAGCGAGGUUAGGUUCGGGGGCAGAUCAAACCUUGGAAAAUUAUCGAGCCUCGGACAUCUCCUCAGCACAAGGGACACGAGCGAUGUCAUGGUGCGGAUUUUGGCUGGCAACGACUCGAGACUCGGGCAGUCCACGAUGCAGAGGUCUCGAAGGCCUGAAGGCAGGCCGUGUUCCGGGAAGUGCUUCAGUUGCUCGCAGCCCAAGAGCUUCAGCCUGACCAGGUGCGCAAAUCCGUGCAGUCUCUGGAGCAGAUUACUGAAGUUCAGCCAUUUGUACAAGAUCAGAUCUUCUAGAAGCAUGGUACUGCCCUCGGGAAACAUCCCGUCCGAGAUGGCCUCAAGCUGCGUGCAGUUAUCGAUCCAGACGGCCUUGAGUGUGGCUGGGAAAUGGGCCACAGCCCACGUCCUGAGUGACGAGCACUCCUUGAUUUGGAGAUGCUCGAGGCCAGAUAUAUUGGCCGGAAGGGACUCCAAAGAGUUGCAACUCCAUAUCACAAGAUGCUUGAGCAUCCUGGGAAUGCCAUUUUCAGGGAAGGCCACGAACCUCUGGCAAUAUCUGAUAAUCAGGUCGCGUAAGGACUCCAAUUCACUCAGCUUGUUCGGGAGAGCGUCCAGGUUCGUAUCACGCGGGCUAGGUUCUGAUCAAACGGGACACCUUCGGGCCACAAGGAAAGCAGCUCGUUGCAGUUGUAGCACUCUAAGACCUCGAGUGCCACCAGGGACCGCCGAAAAUGGACUCAAUCUUAAGGUAGAUCAGGGACUCCAGGCCAGAGAACCUUUCCAGCAAGACCAUGCUGCAUUCCUUGACGUUCAAAGUGCGAAGAGUAGGGAAGGUCAGCGGAGAGACUUCAGCCAGCUUCCCGCAACUGAAAAUCGAGAGGCGUUGCACAUUAGGGAACUCAAUGUUUCCGCACGAGCUGCCAGUGGGGCCGGUCCAUUUUUGCCACUCGGGCAUAUUGUCGAAUGUCAGAUUCUCGAGCUUUGGGAAUGGGGUUACGAUGGUGCCCGUCCCGUAGAACUCAGUCCCCACCUGUUUAAUUUUGGGCAUACCACCGACCAGCAGGUGUUUGAGCUCGGGAAGCUGCCCAAGAGGCGGCAGGGAUGA